AUGUCUGACUUGUCACACACUCCAUCUCCAUUGGAGCAUGUGCUUGAAACGUGUCUUUAUGUCAAAUCGGCGCCGAAGGCUGCUGCGUGGUACGAAGAUGCCCUCGGGGUGACGCCUGUGUUUGUGACGGAUCGUAUGGCCAAUUUUCCCUUGGGACCAUCUACGCUCCUGCUCUUUACACUGGGCCAGACAGGCGAUGACAUCAAGAGCGAAGACGGCAUGAUUCCCCACCACGGCCCAACGCCAGAUCUGCUUAGCCUUCUGAACCAGGAGGGAGGCAAGAGCUUGCUCAAUCAGCACUUCUGCUUUGCCGUGGACAAGCCGGACGACGUCGACAAGUGGGAGAAUCGGCUGCGAAAGAAGGAUGUGAAGGUUCUCUCGACUAUGACAUGGCAGAAAGGAGGCAAGAGUGUUUACUUCGAGGAUUUAGAUGGACAUAUCGGAGAGAUUGGCUCCCGAGGCAUCUGGCCGCACUGGUGA
Messenger RNA from Cyphellophora europaea CBS 101466, 480 nucleotides. RefSeq lists its product as uncharacterized. The transcript is spliced from 2 exons. Bases 1 to 480 code for a protein of 159 amino acids. The record is from RefSeq and is a predicted model, not a curated record. Lineage: Eukaryota; Fungi; Ascomycota; Eurotiomycetes; Chaetothyriales; Cyphellophoraceae.